Esox lucius (northern pike) is the source of this 2050-nucleotide messenger RNA. RefSeq names its product proteasome (prosome, macropain) assembly chaperone 3 (gene psmg3). The transcript is spliced from 3 exons. The record is from RefSeq and is a predicted model, not a curated record. NCBI's taxonomy places the organism in Eukaryota, Metazoa, Chordata, Actinopteri, Esociformes, Esocidae. Gene Ontology annotation, biological process: proteasome assembly. The coding region runs from base 87 to 521 and encodes 144 amino acids.
CAGCGUUUCUGUGUCAUUUUCUUUCGUGCGCAUGUGUAACAUUUGUAACGAGGGACGUUUAACAAAGUGAAAGUAAAAAAUUGCCCAUGCUUGCUUCGGAUAUAAUUGUACAGCCUAGCACCGAACAGCCACACGGACUGAACAAAUUCACCAUGGCAACUCAGCCUCUCAUCAGGUCAAAGCAGGCUGAGAAAACAAUCAAUGGAAUAUCCACACAGGUUAUUUGUACAGAAUUCAGCAACUACAUAUUUAUAGUUCUCACACAGUAUGGAAAGAUUGGCACUUUAGUAUCUGUCACACCAGAUUCAAGAUCAGGUGACAUCAGCAUUCCCAUGUUCACCACCAAAGUUCUGUUGGGAAAGGAUGAGGUUUUGACUCAUGUCUGUGCCAAAAAUCUGACGACAUUUGUGUCUCAAGAGGCUGGCAACAGACCUGUUCUACUGGGCUUAGCGCUUAAAGACAGUUCCAUAGAAGCAAUAAAGGCCAUGAAAGAUGUCAUCAAAAGUUGUCAAGUCUGGUAACUGCUGGAAAGACAUUACUGUACUUAUAAAGACAAUAUCAGCAAAACCGCUUUUUGUGCUUACCAUCUAUUAUUCCAUUGAAUGUUUUUCCAUACUUCAAUUAUAAUCAUUGCUUUUUGCAACAUGUACUAUAAAUGAGUUUAACACAAUCUAUAAAAAAAAAAUCAGAAAUGUACAGAUGUGCAUUAUGAAUGUGUACAAAUAGAGAAUUAAGCUAAAUUGAGUAAGAUACGAAGGCUGUAUUUACUAGGUAGCCUAAUACAAUAUUUUGCCCAAUUACAGUUAAAAGAGCAGAACUGAUUAGUCAGAUGACCAAUAUUGGAAAAAUAUUUGUAUUGGACAGCUGUUUAAAUGUGGUCAAAUAAUUCUACAGAUUUGUUUCAUACAAUUUGCAGAUAAGCUCUACAAAUAUAAUUAAUGUGAAUCUGAUGUGAUUGGCCACAAGACCAAUUAGUCGUCUGUGUAAACGCAGCCUUUGAGACAACCCUCUCUGUUUUAAAACCACAUUCAUUGUCAGACUAACGGUGUGAAGUCAAUUUCACUCUUAAAAUGUACCUGGCAGAAUCCCCAAAAAGCUUGAAUGAGGCAACACUCUAUAGCAAAUUCUACUCUGAUUCUUGGGGAUGACAGGUGAAGUUCAUGUUGCUAUGCCCAUGAUUUUAGUCACAGUCAACAUGAAAUUGCCUACACUCCAUCAUCAUCACAGUUGUUGCCAUAGCAACAUUUCCUUGAAAAUGACAAGCUGAGGCUGAAUGAGACCACUUGUUUGGCUGAUAUACACACUUGGAUGUGACAGACAGUGUAUGUUGUUCAUGUGAAUGACUGAUCAAAGUCGAGUUAAAUUCAAGAACCAACUUGCCAUUAUUCCAAAUGAACAUUAGAAGUUGUAAAUGGGCCGUAAUGUAAACAUGUAAUAGCGAUAAUUUAAGAGUACCUAUUUCGAGUCAGUGUUCGAUAAUCUGUUACGUAAUGUCCAUGAGGCAGCAUGGUCCAUUAUCUGAAACAUCUUUUCCAUAAAAUAUAGUUGAAUUUUCAAACUCAGCAAAGUUUAAAAACUGAAGUGAUCAAGUGUGUGUAGUAAAUAUGUUUUUGUAUUUUCACAUGUGAAAGGGUUUGCUUAGAUUUGUAAUGAUUUAUCUGCCUCCCCAAUGAAAAGUAGCAGGUUACAGUUGAUUUGAGAAGGUUGCUGCUCUCACCACUUUCACUCACUUAAAUGACAGGCUGCUGUCCGUUUCAAACCUGGUCAGCUGAAUCGAAAUACCACAUUUUUGUAGUUUGCUGUUCGCCUAGCCAUUUGUGACAUUCCAUUACGUGCCUCCUGCUAUACCUUUUGUAUGUUGUAUGUUAUACUUCAUCUGGGUAAGUCCUUGGGCUCUGUAAGAUCCUAUCAUCCAAACAGUGAUGUGUAUGUGUAUAUUUUUGCAUUUGUUUUAUGGCACCCUCAAAUGUAAACAGCAUUUCAAGGGCCAAAAAGGCUCAUGGAAUAAAUGAGAAAAAUAUACAUUAACUAUCUUUAAAUAAAGAGUCAU